This is a messenger RNA of Thamnophis sirtalis, 666 nucleotides long. NCBI's taxonomy places the organism in Eukaryota, Metazoa, Chordata, Lepidosauria, Squamata, Natricidae. The record is from RefSeq and is a predicted model, not a curated record.
AUGGGCCCCCAAGGAUCCAUGGACCACAGGUUGAGAACCACUGCAGGUUUGAUUGGCUUCCCAGGAAGAGAGGGUACUGCAGGGUCACCAGGACCUCCAGGACCUCCAGGCUCACCAGGUACUUCAGGCACUCCAGGAGUAAAGGGUGACAAGGGGGACAUAGGUAUUGGACAACCAGGACCUAGAGGAGAACGAGGAGAUCCAGGAACUCGGGGUGAAGAUGGGCGCCCAGGUCUGGAGGGAGAUCGAGGGCCUGCUGGCCCUCCUGGAAACAGAGGGGAAAGAGGUGACAAAGGCGACAUUGGGGUUAUGGGGCUGAAAGGAGACAAAGGAGAUACUGUCAUUGUGGAAGGCCCAGCAGGUCUCCGAGGGAAUAAAGGAGAACCAGGAGAACGUGGCCUAAAAGGAAUGGAAGGGGAGAAGGGUGACAAAGGAGAUCACGGAAUAAUUGGAGAGAAGGGAGUAAAGGGUGAACAAGGUGAAAAAGGAUCCACAGGCUUCCCUGGUGCACGAGGACCCAGUGGGCAAAAGGCAAGAGAUUAUUUCUUCAUUCAUGGUUGUAUAUCUACUGGAUGGUUUUAUUUUCCUAUCAGUUAUUUAUAUACUGGCUGUUUUCCUUUACAUAGGGAGAGAUUGGUAAAUCAGGAGAACCAGGAGAGCCGGUGA